Balearica regulorum gibbericeps (East African grey crowned-crane) is the source of this 1095-nucleotide messenger RNA. Lineage: Eukaryota; Metazoa; Chordata; Aves; Gruiformes; Gruidae. The record is from RefSeq and is a predicted model, not a curated record.
CCGCUUGGCUUCUUCCAGGAACCCAGGAGAGCCUGGCAGAGAAGGAGCUCCAGUUACUUGUCAUGAUCAACCAGCUGUCCACGCUGCGGGACCAGCUCCUGACGGCCCACUCGGAGCAGAAGAACAUGGCUGCGAUGCUCUUCGAGAAACAGCAGCAGCAGAUGGAGCUGGCACGGCAGCAGCAAGAGCAGAUCGCCAAACAGCAGCAGCAGCUCAUCCAGCAGCAGCACAAAAUCAACCUGCUGCAGCAGCAGAUCCAGCAGGUCAACAUGCCCUAUGUCAUGAUUCCCGCCUUCACCCCCAGCCACCAGCCUCUCCCCGUCGCUCCCGACUCCCAGUUGGCGCUGCCCAUCCAGCCCAUCCCCUGCAAACCAGUGGAUUACCCGGUGCAGCUGCUGCACAGCCCCCCUCCUUCCACGCUGAAGAGACCCGCCGGCUCGGGCCACCUCCAGAUGCAGGAGACCUCGCAGCCGCUGAACCUGACGGCCAAACCCAAAGGCUCCGACCUCCCCAGUGCCUCCAGCUCGCCCAGUUUGAAAAGGGGCGCCUGCCAGUCCCUCACGCCGAGUCACGGGACCGCCAGGGACCUGCAGACCAGCCCGUCCAACCUGCCGCUGGGGUUCUUGGGCGAAGGCGAUGCCAUCACCAAAGCCAUCCAGGACGCGCGGCAGCUGCUGCAUGGCCACAGCGGGGCCAUGAGGGUGGAGGGGUCGCUGAGCAACGCCUACCGCAAGGACCACAUCGGGAUUGAUUCUUCCCCAGUGAAGGAGCGGAUGGAGGACACCCCUGCCCACCGGCCAGAUGAGGCUCUGUUGACCUGUGAGAUGGACGGCUCACGGCACUUCCCCGAGUCCAGGAACAACAACCACAUCAAGCGGCCCAUGAAUGCCUUCAUGGUGUGGGCGAAGGAUGAGAGGAGGAAGAUUUUGCAGGCCUUCCCGGACAUGCACAACUCCAGCAUCAGCAAGAUCCUGGGCUCGCGGUGGAAGUCCAUGACAAACCAGGAGAAGCAGCCCUACUACGAGGAGCAAGCCCGGCUGAGCCGGCAGCACCUGGAGAAAUACCCCGACUAUAAGUACAAGCCCCGACCCAAAC